CACACACACAGAGCAGUAUAAGAGGCAUGCGUGUGCCGCUCAUCUGCAGAAGGAGAGACUCCAACAGACGGAGGAUUGUCGGUCUGACAGAAAGAACGCAGAGGGAGUCUUGGACAGUCUUCAGACGGAUGUAACUUUAUCCGAUGGGGUAUUUUCCACUGAGGGCUCACAGAUUCUUCAUCUAGCUCUCGACUACUGGUACUGGUUCAUGGGUCAGAUCUCCUCUCUGCUGCUAUGAGUCCUCAUGCCUGGAUAUUUUGCGCCCUUCUCUGCGUCCUCACUUGUGAACGGAGCAAGAGUGCAUACAAAGGGCCCGUCCUGAGCCGGAAGCGGAGGCUGGUAGAGGACGCAGCCGAUGGGGCCCCGAGAAAGUGCUCUUAUACGUUCUUGGUCCCAGAGCAGAAGAUCACGGGGCCGAUCUGUGCCAGCCAGGGCCCUUCCCUGCCAGAUAAAGAGCGUGUGACACAGUCGGACAUAGCUGACGUCCGGGAGCUCUUGACCAAGCAGAGACGUGAAAUGGACACACUCCGGAUGAUUGUGGACGUGGAUGGAAACAUGGUCAACGAAAUGAAACUUUUACGCAAAGAGUCGCGAAACAUGAACUCCCGCGUCACCCAGCUCUACAUGCAGCUGCUGCACGAAAUCAUUCGUAAGCGGGACAAUUCGCUGGAGCUGGCGCAGCUGGAGGGACGCAUCCUGAACAGCACGGCCGAGGCGCUGCGGCUGUCCGCCCUCUACAGGGAGCAGGAGGUGCGCUUCUCCGCGCUUGCUGCGCUGGUCAAUAACCAGUCGCUGCUGAUCGGGGCUUUGGAGGAGCGAUGCCUGCAGGUGUACGGGAAUCACAGACGGGAGCCGCUGCCUCCGCCUCUCGUGCAGGUCGUGCCUGAGAACAUCCCCGUGUACGUGCCUCGCUUCUCCAACGAGAUCCAGAGGACUCACGGCUGGCCCGUCUCGGAGGACAGGAAUCCCAGGACGGCUCCGGCACCCACAGGAGGCUCACUGGACCAUCCUCCUCAGGGGAACGUCAGUCUGGAGGGUCCCUUUCGGGACUGUCUUCAGGCGAUGCAGGCUGGACACUCCACCAGCGGGACGUAUCUUCUGAAGCCGGAUGGGACGGAGACGCCUGUACAGGCCUGGUGUGAGCAUGACGUGGACAGAGGCGGCUGGACGCUUAUCCAGAGGAGAGAAGAUGGAUCCAUCAACUUCUUCAGAAAUUGGGACAGCUAUAAGAAAGGCUUUGGUAACGUGGAUGGUGAACACUGGCUGGGUCUGGAAAACAUCUACAACCUGGGCAAACAGGAAGACUACAAGCUGCUGGUGGAGCUGGAGGACUGGAUGGGGAAGAAGGUUUACGCGGCCUACAGCAGCUUCCACCUGGAGCCCGAGAGCCAGUCGUACCGUCUGCGUCUGGGAACCUACCAGGGCAACGCUGGAGAUUCACUGACCAGCCACAACGGCAAACAGUUCACCACGCUGGACCACGACAACGACGCCUUCUCAGGUAACUGUGCUCAUUUCCACAAGGGCGGCUGGUGGUACAACGCCUGCGGUCAGGCCAAUCUGAACGGCGUGUGGUACUCUGGAGGAGUCUAUCGCAGCCGCUUUCAGGACGGCAUAUUCUGGGCCGAUUAUGGAGGCGGUUUUUACUCUAUGAAGUCUGUGCGUGUGAUGAUCAGACCCAUCGACUGAAGCCUAACAGACUGAUUUCAGCUUCUUCAUGGAGAGAAACAGUUUGUAUGAGUAAUGUUUGGGGUUUGCUUGAUUUACAAGUGACAUGACAGAGAACCAGAUGAAAGUGUAUCAUCACCAUUUUUGUAAUUAAACUUUGUCAGUCAUCUCAGUGUCAUGCUUUGAGCACAUUUUAGCGAAAAAAGAAAAAGAUGUUUUUCAUGAUUGGAAAUAAAUCAUAAAAACAUCUGUGAUGACUACAGGGCAAAACAACCUAAUUGCUACCUUGAAGAGCAAUUUCUACAUGAUGUAACUCAUAAAAAUAAAUGAAUAUAAAUAAUUGUAUUUAGGUAAAUUUAGAAAUGUCAGAUUUUUUCAAUGCAUCAUGAGCUUUUCAGUGAGAACAUAAAGUAACAAGAUUUUGCUUUAACAUUGGAAGCUUUGUUUCAAUGUUCUGAUUAUUACUGUAGUAAUAAUGUAUCCAAAUACUGCCACUUACAGUGUAUUAUCCUUAAUUACAUUAUCAUUCUGUUCAAACACAGAGACUCUAGAAAUGUUCAAACAUGCGUUUACUACACAUUUAGGUGAAAAUUAGCCGUCCGGUUUCUCCCACCUCACAUCUUCUGUCUGGAGGAAUCAGGGUUUGUUUUGGUGGCUUUACAGACAUUACAGAAGCAGAAGAAUGAGCACAGAAUGAGAAACAUAUUGCUGGGCUCCAGACGGCGCUGCAUUGGGAAAGUGGGUAAGAGGAACCGCUGGAUGGAAACGGGCCAAAUG
Molecule: messenger RNA, 2445 nt
Organism: Labeo rohita (rohu)
Lineage: Eukaryota; Metazoa; Chordata; Actinopteri; Cypriniformes; Cyprinidae
Gene: angptl1b
Product: angiopoietin-like 1b
Exons: 6
Coding region: 235-1689 (484 amino acids)
Biological process (GO): cell surface receptor protein tyrosine kinase signaling pathway
Source: RefSeq, a predicted model, not a curated record